This is a messenger RNA of Annulohypoxylon truncatum, 1110 nucleotides long. RefSeq names its product MED7-domain-containing protein. Gene Ontology annotation, molecular function: transcription coregulator activity. Lineage: Eukaryota; Fungi; Ascomycota; Sordariomycetes; Xylariales; Hypoxylaceae. The record is from RefSeq and is a predicted model, not a curated record. Gene Ontology annotation, biological process: regulation of transcription by RNA polymerase II. The coding region runs from base 203 to 931 and encodes 242 amino acids. Gene Ontology annotation, cellular component: mediator complex; core mediator complex. The transcript has 2 exons.
CCGAAUUUAGAGUUCCAAGUUGUUCAAGGUGCUGUCUGGAAAGCUUAGAAACUACAACAUUCCAACAUUUCAAUAUUUCCUACUCAACAUCUACACGUGUUUUCCAUGUUUUUAGUCACAUUUAAAGAUAGUUGGAUCCUACCACAUCUUACCUCCGUCAUUCAAAAAAUCCUUCUUAUUGCAUCACUAGCAGUGCGCAGCAAUGGAGGAGGAUCAACAGAAACAACAACAGAUGUCAUCAACCUGGCCGCCCCCUCCUCCCUUCUGGCGCGACUUCACACCUGAGAAUAUCGCGCGCAUCGACGAGCUACGAAAGGAGCAAGCGGAGAAGGAAGGUAUUGAAGAUGCUUCCAAGGUUCGCCUCCAAGGCCUACCCCGCGGCUUGCGCAACCUACAGCCGCCCCAAGAGCCGGCAGAUGGAGUGUGGAGAGUCUUUGGCGACACAUACCGAUUGAACGACGAGCUCCCCCGGCUGGAGGAGUCUAACAUUCGACGGCUAUUUCCGAACCCCGAAGAGAGAGACCAAGAUGGAAAACACUUCGAUCGCGCGCUCAUUCUUAAGAGACUAGCCAAGUCGCUAUUGUUGAACUUCUUAGAGCUUGUAGGACUGUUGGCUAUGAACCCCGAAGCUGCGGAAGAGAAGACCAACGAUAUCCGUGAUCUGUUCAUCAACUUUCACCACCUCAUUAACGAGUACCGACCCCACCAAGCUCGCGAGUCGCUAAUCUCGAUGAUGCAGGCGCAGCUAGACCGUACGCGCGCCGAGACGGACGCAAUCCGGGAUGCGAAAGACAAGGCUGAUCGGGUUAUGGAAGGAUUGGGCAGUCUCAAAAUUCAGGAGGAACUCGUCAGCACAUUGACGACUCAGCCUAAGAAGGACCCGUGGGCCUAUGAGCGUGAGACUUGGACAACGGCUGUUGGAGAUCUCUAGGGGACCACGCCGUUUAUAAUUGCUCAAGGUGAUCCUUGCUAUGGUAUGUGUAUGCGAGUUACGGAGUUGAUUAAUCAAGGUCUUUUACAAGGAGUUGGGAUCUUGGGAUCUUCGGCAACGAUACCCUUUGAUUUUUGAUGGUCUGGAUUAGGUAUAUGGACCGUGUUCCAUUACCUCUA